This is a messenger RNA of Papaver somniferum (opium poppy), 840 nucleotides long. RefSeq lists its product as uncharacterized. Bases 1 to 840 code for a protein of 279 amino acids. The transcript has a single exon. NCBI's taxonomy places the organism in Eukaryota, Viridiplantae, Streptophyta, Magnoliopsida, Ranunculales, Papaveraceae. The record is from RefSeq and is a predicted model, not a curated record.
AUGGCAGAGGCAGGGAGGUCUGUAAUGGUGAGAAAUGUUACAAAUGCCAUCCCAGUCUAUCAUAUGCUGAGUUUCAAACUCCCAGAUGUUACCAUUAAGAAGAUGAAUUCCAUACAACAAACUUUUUGGAGGAAGAAGAAGACAAAUAAAGGAAGGCCACCAAUAUCUUGGAAAAAUGCUAACAAACCAAAGGAAGAGGGAGGUCUUGGUUUUAAAGAUCUCAAACUGUUUAAUAGAGCAUUACUGGCAAAAUCUGCUUGGAGGAUAUGCACAGAUAACACUUCUAUUUGUGCACAAUCCUUAAAAGCUAAAUAUUUCUCAGAUGGAAGGAUAUUUGAUUCAAAAGAAAACUCAAACUUUACAGGGUCCUGGAAGAGUAUUCGUUCUGAAUUACCCUUCAUCAAAAAUAAUACUUGUUGGUGUAUUGGUAAUGGGAAGACCAUCUUAAUAUGGAGCUACAAAUGGAUUCCCGAGCUAUCUACUCGUCCUUCUCCUAAACAAGGUUGUAGUAACUUUCAAGACUAUAAUUAUGUAUACCAACUCUUCUCAGAUUCUGGGGGGUGGAAUCAGACUCUCAUAUUUGCUCUCUUUGAAGCUCCAGUGGAAAGACUUGUUCUAAAUACUUCAAUUCAUAUGAAUCACCCAGAUAGACUGGUAUGGACUCCAGAAAGAAAUAGGAGUUUCUCAGUAAAAUCUGCAUAUAGAAAAAUGUAUGAAGAGCAGAAUACAGAUCAGUCUAUUGGCCAAAGAAUGCAAUCUAUCUUCAAGAGAUUAUGGAAGUUGCCUAUUCUACCUAGGAUUUCACAAUUCAUCUGGAAGUGCUUGAAGGAUAUUCUUUAA